Molecule: messenger RNA, 1067 nt
Organism: Trametes versicolor FP-101664 SS1
Lineage: Eukaryota; Fungi; Basidiomycota; Agaricomycetes; Polyporales; Polyporaceae
Product: serine/threonine protein phosphatase
Exons: 8
Coding region: 47-964 (305 amino acids)
Biological process (GO): peptidyl-serine dephosphorylation; double-strand break repair via homologous recombination
Cellular component (GO): nucleus; cytoplasm
Molecular function (GO): protein serine/threonine phosphatase activity
Source: RefSeq, a predicted model, not a curated record
UGGAAGUGCUCGGCUGAUACCCCGGCUACUGCUGUACCAUACGAAAAUGCCAAGCGACCUAGACAAACAGAUCGAGCAGCUCCUCCGCUGCGAGCCCAUCUCCGAAGAGCAGGUCAAGCGGCUCUGCAUCAAGGCGCGCGAGAUCCUCAUCGAGGAGGCCAAUGUGCAGACGGUCGACUCGCCCGUGACAAUAUGCGGCGACAUUCACGGCCAGUUCUGGGACAUGAUGGAGCUUUUCAAGGUUGGAGGGCCUUGUCCAGAAACGAACUACCUAUUCAUGGGGGACUUUGUCGACCGCGGGUUCUAUAGUGUCGAGACCUUCCUUCUCCUACUCGCCCUUAAAGUGCGCUACCCGGAACGCAUGACCCUAAUCCGCGGCAACCACGAGUCGCGUCAGAUCACCCAAGUGUACGGCUUCUACGACGAGUGCCAAAGGAAAUACGGGAGCAGCAACGUCUGGCGCUGGUGUUGUGAGGUCUUCGACUACCUCGCCCUCGGCGCAAUCGUCGAUGGACGCGUAUUCUGUGUCCACGGAGGCUUGAGUCCGAGUCUGCAGGGUAUCGACCAGAUUCGCACCAUCGACAGAAAACAAGAAGUCCCGCAUGACGGCGCUAUGUGCGAUCUCCUGUGGUCCGAUCCCGACGACAUCAACGGCUGGGGUAUCUCCCCGCGCGGAGCGGGCUACCUCUUCGGCGCAGACAUCACCAAAGUAUUCGCGCACCGGAACGGCAUCGACCUCAUAGCGCGCGCACAUCAGCUCGCAAUGGAGGGCUACAAGCUCAUGUUUGACAAAGCGAUCGUCACCGUCUGGAGCGCGCCCAAUUACUGUUACCGAUGUGGGAACGUCGCGUCCAUUCUGGAGCUCGACGAGCACCUUGCGCAGGAGUACAAAGUGUUCUCGCACGCGCCUUCGGAUGUCCGGUCAAUACCAGCAAAACGGCCGCCUGCCGAUUACUUCCUGUAGCGUUGUAGAGCUUCCGCGGUCUUCGCACUUCUUCCCUCCAGAUGCUGUACUUCUGUCUGUAUUCUACGGCUGUAGCCUUAAUCGCACACCCGCUCCUCUUGCC